AUGCUGCAUGAGAUGCACAUUUUGACUGCGAUCAGCCACCCCUGCUUGGUGAACCUGUUGGGAGCGAAUCUGGAUAGGGAGCAGGAACCUCUUUUUGUGACAGAGUUCAUGGAGGGCGGCGACGUGGAAACCUACAUGCACAAGCAGCGCCAGUCAUC
Symbiodinium necroappetens is the source of this 158-nucleotide messenger RNA. The record is from the annotation of a GenBank genome assembly. Lineage: Eukaryota; Dinophyceae; Suessiales; Symbiodiniaceae.